Entamoeba invadens IP1 is the source of this 561-nucleotide messenger RNA. RefSeq names its product M-phase inducer phosphatase, putative. Gene Ontology annotation, biological process: positive regulation of G2/MI transition of meiotic cell cycle; G2/M transition of mitotic cell cycle; protein dephosphorylation. The transcript has a single exon. The record is from RefSeq and is a predicted model, not a curated record. Gene Ontology annotation, cellular component: nucleus; cytoplasm. NCBI's taxonomy places the organism in Eukaryota, Evosea, Mastigamoebida, Endamoebidae. The coding region runs from base 1 to 561 and encodes 186 amino acids. Gene Ontology annotation, molecular function: protein tyrosine phosphatase activity.
AUGUCCAUGCGCUCUCGCUUGAUCUCAGCGACUACUAAGAUGACUGGAGAAACACUUGUGUCCCUUCUUCAGAACCACAACAAUGUUGUGAUCAUCGACUGUCGAACGCAAUAUGAGAUGCAAGGCGGACACAUCAAAGGGUCCAUCCCCCUCCCAUCGCUCCAAGAAUUGUAUAACUUGUUUUUUAGAAAUGUUCUGAGUGAGACCUUCAUUGUCUUCCACUGCGAAUUUUCAACAGUAAGAGCUGUCAAAGCGUUGGAGGAAUUUAACAACCUCGACGCUUUUUUUAUGAAAAGAAAUGGACAAUUCCCUCAUGCUGCUUACCCAAACACCUUUUUGUUGGUUGGUGGAUAUCACAUGUUCUAUAAAAGACAUAGUGAAUACUGCCAAGGUGGCUAUGUCGACACGUACAGCUGCUCUUCUGAUGAAAAAUUAAAGUGUUUGAAGCAAAUCAGAAAGAGGUCUUGUGUCUUCACUCAUAUGAAUAAUGCAGAACAAAUGGAACUAAUCAAACCCGACGAAAAGUUAGUCGUGGAGUCCUCCCUCAUCCAAAGCGAUUGA